AUGGCCAGACCACAUCUGCCUGGAGAGAGGGUGUGGGAGCAGCUGAGAAAGGCUGGCAAGAGACUCUUUGGGCUUGGCCCUCAGACCCUGGGUUAUGGAGCCCUGCUCUUAUUCCCGUUUCUCAGGGACAGAGCUCUGCAGAGCCGGGCCCCCUCCCCUCACUCCUCCAGGCCCCAGAAGGGCCGCCUGCUGCCUGGCUAUUUUUAUCCCAGGAGCUUUCUCAAGGAGCAGGCACGUCCCUUGGCCAAGUCCAAAGCCAGUGCCCAAGGGCACAAACCGAGCAUUACUCACUACAGGCCCUUGGUGUUUCAGGCUAUGGGGGAUGAAGCUGUAACACUGCUGGAGCAACGAGCAGGGGACCCAUGGGCCCAGGAAGAAGGGGGAAGUGGAGGCAGUGUCAGAGUCGGGUCUGGGGCAGAUCCUGGUCAACAGAAGCGGAUGGCCCGAGGAGGCGUCUCUGGGCACCGAGAGGAGACGUUUUGCCAGGAAAGCACUGGGAAGGCACUCACAGGCAUGAUGGGAGAGAAAGUCCCACGGAAAGUCACAAGUCCUUCACGGAAAGAGGCCCCUUGGGGGAGAGGGGAGAGUCUCAUUAGGUCUGUCUACAGCCUUCGGAAAGAGCUGGUCAAUUUCUUGACUUACUACUGCAAGGCACCUACACCCCUUGAUCCAGAAAAUGUGGUGGUUCUAAAUGACUGCAGCUCAGUCUUGUCUUUGCUGGCCAUGGUUCUGUGUAACCCAGGUGAUGCCUUUCUUUUUCUGGUCCCUAUACUAUACUACAGUACCUUCACCUUUAGCUCCUACCUUUAUUGGAAAGUUGAGCUUAUUCCUGUCCACUUGGAAAGCCAGGUACCGAGGCCAACUCGUAUUUUUUUCAAACUCACGGUGGAUAAGCUGGAACUUACCCCAACUCAGGCUAAGAUGAAGUCAAAAGACGUCAAAGGCCUUGUGCUACUCAACCCCUAGAAUCCUCUGGGUGAUUCCUACAACCAAUUGAUGAUGAAAGAUUACCUGGCCCUUGCCAAGAAUCACAGCCUACAUGUGAUCGUAGAUGAGAUUUACAUGCUGUCCGUGUUUGAUAAUAGCCAUCAGAUUUUGCAGUGUUCUGAAUAUGAAACGGUAAAUCUGUCCCCAGUUGUGUUGGGAGCAAGAAUCAUGAGCUUGCCUGACCCUAGCAAGACCCAUAUGAUCUGGGGCACCAGUAAGGAUUUUGGCAUGGUUGGCUUCUGCUUUGGUGUUCUCUAUACACACAACAAGGAAGCUUUUGGCUACCUCCACAGUAUCUCUGGCAUUACACAGUACAAGCUGUACCAGCUGCUCCAGGACAAAGGAUGGAUAGACUGGAUCUACCUGCCUAUGAAACACAGUCGGCUCCAGAAGGCUUAUGUCUAUGUCACUAAGAGGCUGGAGAGGCUGAAGAUCCCCUUUAUCACGGGUGGCUGUGGUCUCUAUGUCUGA
This is a messenger RNA of Peromyscus leucopus (white-footed mouse), 1458 nucleotides long. RefSeq names its product probable inactive 1-aminocyclopropane-1-carboxylate synthase-like protein 2. Lineage: Eukaryota; Metazoa; Chordata; Mammalia; Rodentia; Cricetidae. Gene Ontology annotation, molecular function: pyridoxal phosphate binding; transaminase activity. Gene Ontology annotation, biological process: amino acid metabolic process; biosynthetic process. The record is from RefSeq and is a predicted model, not a curated record.